Messenger RNA from Amblyraja radiata (thorny skate), 3629 nucleotides. RefSeq names its product fukutin (gene fktn). Gene Ontology annotation, cellular component: Golgi membrane. The record is from RefSeq and is a predicted model, not a curated record. Bases 109 to 1485 code for a protein of 458 amino acids. NCBI's taxonomy places the organism in Eukaryota, Metazoa, Chordata, Chondrichthyes, Rajiformes, Rajidae. The transcript has 10 exons.
CGUCAACGUCAACGUCAACGUCAGCGCCGGGCCUGUUGCCGGGCAACGGGCGGCGGAGGCUGGUGCUGGGCGACAGAAGGGACUGGAAGACAGCACAAACGGUGACCAAUGCCUCGAAUUAGUAGAACUGUAAUAUUGAUUCUGCUCUCUGUGACGAGUUCAAUCUUUCUGUUGUUUCAACUGUAUUAUUACAAAAAAUACUUUUCAUCAAAAAAUGAAGCCGACAUUUCUGAUUUCAAAGGAAGUUAUUCCUUGGAAGACAGUGUGCCCUGGAAAGUGGUCAAACAAUUUCUUGGUUUGGUAUCGGCCCACAACAUUCCUUUGUAUCUCAUCGAUCCUUUGGUUUUGGGACAAAUGAAUGAGAAUAUCCAUCAGGACACAAGUACAGCCAGAGCAUUGAACUGCCAAUAUUUGUGUGCUCCCAGGGAGUUUACCACUUUUGCACUGUUGGGCAAAUUCUGGAAAAAUGAAAUGUUCCUGAAGAGAGAGGCUGAGGAGCUGGGCUUCCAGUGGAUGGAACUGAGUGGCAAAGACCCGCGACUGGCUGGAAUGAAUGGUCUUUCUGGCACCGAGAUCCCACUACAUUAUAUCUUCAAGCUUCAGAACCACGCCAUCCACCUGGUGGUAUUUUAUGAGAGGAGUGGCAACUACCUUUGGCACGGGCAGCUGCGGCUCAAGCAAAACGUAGACAAAACGUUCAUGCAUUUCCGAAAAUUGCAUUUUGGGCGUUACGCUGGAGCCUAUAACAAGCCUGAACUACAUCUAGCUUUAAUUGAUGGACUGCAAAUCAAUGUGCCUAAGGAAAUAACCCACUUUCUUGAGGAAUUUUCUCACUCCAGAUUUGUUGAAUGUAGAUACCAGGAAGCAAAGAUGUUUUAUCAGGUAUACCCUGAGGACACAUCCCAAGAUGCCAUGGAUUUUAAGAAAAAGGCAAAGCAUUUGAUUCAUCUGGCUGCAAAGACAUUAGAUAAACAGAAGGUGCCAUUCUGGCUCAGCAGUGGAACAUGUCUAGGAUGGUUCAGACAAUGUAAUAUCAUCCCAUAUAGUAAAGAUGUGGAUGUGGGAAUAAUGAUAAAGGAUCAUAAGCCUGAUAUCAUCACAGAGUUCCAGAAGUCAGGACUAACGCUGAAACACAAAUUUGGCAAACAAGAAGACAGCCUCGAGCUUUCCUUUCAGUUGGCUGAUAUGAAGCUGGAUAUAUUCUUUUUCUAUGAGGAGAAUGAUUACAUGUGGAAUGGGGGAACCCAGGUCAAAACUGGCAAAAAGUUCAAAUACAUAUUUCCUAAAUUUACUCUGUGCUGGACCGAAUUCCUGGAGCUGAAAGUUCGAGUUCCCUGUAAAACACUCGCAUACGUGGAAGCGAACUAUGGCAAGAACUGGGAAAUCCCUGUGACCAGUUGGGAUUGGAAAAGUUCCCCGUCAAAUGUUCAAGAAAAUGGCCUGUGGCCUCCCAGCGACUGGGAUGAAGUCAUCCAGAUACAUUGAUCCAUAAAUGAAAAUUGAUGCAAUGACUGCGUCACAACAACUUAGAAAGUUGGUUAAUUGUGGUAAAUUAUUUAUGGUGCAAUCAGUGGAAGUGGUUUUGCAGCACUUGAGAUACAGCGAUCAAGUGAGAGCCAUCUGCUGACAUCAGUGGCAUUGAAAGUUUUCUUUUUAUUUGUAAAGGAAGUCUCUUUGGACUUAGAAAGGCAUUUGGAUACUGGCGUUCACUAAAACUGAACUGACUAAAUUUAGAGAAAUUUCAGGAUUUGGAUAACCUCUCGCAGUAAAUGUGUUUCUGAAUUAUUUUAUGAAAGUUUUGCUACUGAAAAAAUUCAGAUUAAAAUAUUAAUUUAUUAAAGGUUUAAAUGAUAUAUUUAUUAAGGAGCAUAAACUUAUACGUUUUGGAGAAAUGGCACACAUUGGAUGUACAUACCACGCACUAGGUGUCAAGAUGAUCUUGUAUUUACUAAAUGUAAGUUUGUAUUUACUAAAUUUAAGGAAAUGAUCCAGCUAAGAAAGCUUGAUUUUACUUUUGAGUAAAAGACAAACUGCUGCAGGAACUCAGUGGAUCAGGCAGAAUGUGAAGUCUGAAGAUGGCACCUGACCCAAAAUGAAGUCUAUAAAGCAGGAACUGCAGAUGCUGGUUUACACCAAAGAUAGACACAAAAUGCUGGAGUAAAUCAGCGGGGACAGGCAGCAUCUCUGGAUAGAAGGAAUAGGUGACGUUUCGGGUGGAGAACCUUCUUCAGACCCUGUGUUCAAAAAGGAACUGCAGAUGCUGGAAUAUCGAAGGUACACAAAAUUGCUGGGGAAACUCAGCGGGUGCAGCAGCAUAUAGAAUCUAGAGUCUGAAGAAGGGUUUCGGCCCGAAACGUCGCCUAUUUCCUUCGCUCCAUAGAUGCUGCUGCACCCGCUGAGUUUCCUCAGCAAUUUUGUGUACCUUCUUCAGACCCUUCUGGUCUCAACCCGAAAUGUCACCUCUUCCUUCUAUCUGGAGAUGCUGCCUGUCCCUCUGAGUUACUCCAGCAUUUUGUGUCUAUCCAAAAUGGUCAGUCUAUUUCCCUUCACAGAUGCUUCCUGACCCUGCUGAGUUUCUCCAACAGUUUGUUUUAUGCUCAGGAUUUCAGCAUCCUCAGUCUUUUAUGUCUCCUUAUUUUUAGUCUUAAGUAUAGACCAGAACACCAAGCAAACCUCUCAGUAAGUAGUUAUACUAAAAUCCUAUUUUUGCAUUUGAAGCAGAGAGAUUUGGGUAGCGGUACAAUUAUCCUUUAUAUCAAUGCUAGAUUAUGGGGCUAGUAGAAUGUCCUGCUCUUGUAUAAGGUCAUUGACCUGGAAGCAUUCAUGGUUUCUCUCCACAGAUGUUGCUUAACCUGCUGAGAGCUUCUAGUAUUUCAAAUUUAUAAUAUUAAAAGCAUUUUGUGUUUGUAAUAUUUUCUAACACUGUCAUAACUAAAAUAAUGUUUUUUAAGGUGCUAUUCCAUUGACAGAAAGGCACUACAGUAUAUAUGUGAUGCCGCUGAAUAAUGUUUAUAUUCUGUAGCACAAACUGCAAUCUGAUUGUUAAAUUUUGCUGUGAAAUCUGUGCUGUGUGUACCUGUUGAAGAUAUAUGUUUUUAAUUUUUAUUUUGCGUGGCAAAUGGUACAGAUUGAUCGAAGCGUAUGAAAAUGAGAUUGGAAAUAAGUUUAAUUAAACACAUUUUUGUGCACUGUUGAAAAGUGAAAAAUGCAGAAAACAAAAUGUAAUGCCAAUUUUAAGUCAUGACAGAUCUGAAAUGGAAUCUCUAUUACAACGACUUUUCAGCUGAGCCGAAAUUGUUUUUCUUCCCCAGCAAAAACAAAAUGUCUAAGAUGGAUACAAGAGAAAGUGCUAAAAGAAAUGUAGGUUGUUCUGUUCUUUAACUCAGGACCUUAACUGCACCAGCGCAAACUUGUAUUUUUACUACGGUGUGUUUAUAUUAUAAAAAAUGUAUGUUUGUGUCGACACAGUUGAAAGUGCGUAAUUGUCUAACUUAAUUUAACACAAAGUUGUAGUUGAAUAACAAUGUAUUGAAUAAGCUGGAAAGCAUUAUGGUACAAUAGUGGUUCUGCUUUUCUGUCUUAUUGCUACCUUCAAGUUGAAUGUGUAAUAAAUAACUUAAGAUGGCAGC